AUGAGUAUCAACAGGUGUUCUUAUAAAGAGAAUAAAGAUCCUUGCCACCAUACUCUUCCUUCCAUACUAACUAGACGCAGAGAAGCUGAAGCGUUAGAAAAAGGAGAUUUUCCUAAUGUGGAAGAGAAGGAGCUACUGACUACAUCUUUGUCGCCUUCAGAGAAAGAGUAUGUCCAGUUCACAGUCAGGAGAAAGCGUAAGAAGGAUGCAAGAAGCGGCAGCAUUAGCCCUGAAGGGGGAAGCUCCUCAUCGCAAGAAGACGAGAGCAGAAACAGAAGACAAAAGACUGGAGAGAAAGACAAUGUGUACUUGGACUCCUUCAACACUGAAUCAUCAUCUCGUGAUACUCGUCGUGUUGCUCAGGUCGCUCGUCAG
Brassica oleracea var. oleracea is the source of this 375-nucleotide messenger RNA. RefSeq lists its product as uncharacterized. The annotation marks the transcript as partial. The transcript has a single exon. NCBI's taxonomy places the organism in Eukaryota, Viridiplantae, Streptophyta, Magnoliopsida, Brassicales, Brassicaceae. The record is from RefSeq and is a predicted model, not a curated record.